GACAUCUAUGUGAAAUGAAUUGAAUAAAAUACCUAAUGUUCUUUCAAACAUACUUAAAACAUUCUUAAAGUUAAACGAAAAUUAAGAAAACUUUUCUCCUUAAAAAAAGUUCAGAUUUACGAAAAAAUUCAGAUUUAACAGUGCUCUUUUAUUUAAUUACACGAUACUUCAUUUUCACAAUUCAGAGUAAGUCUUCCUCCAAGUCUCGACAAGUCUAGAUCCAUCACUGGUUGAUCCGUGACGAUGGUUCGUGUAAUUUUGACGAGGAGUGUACAAAAACCGUGCAGGUCGUUUCAAUGCGUACCAGGUUAUACGCGGUUCCCGGGACAGUGAAUGGAAGUUACACAGUCGGUCCUCACUCCGCAGUCCUCGCGGACUCUUCGACGGAGUCCGUGAGGUUUCUCUUUCCUCUCCGCCCCGCCUUCCUCUUCCAGCGAUCCGUGAAGCGUGGCUUUCCUCUCGCUUCCACUCAGGAUCCUGAAUACCCUCCCACCUUGUCGCUCCGCCGUUCGGUUUCCGUUGCUCUAGCAGAGGCCUCAGCAUAUCGCAUGACUCGAGGCAUGUGGCCCGACAGUUUACUUCGGGAUCUCGAACCGGUCGAAUCGCGAACGAUAUCGAACGGCUCUACGCGUCUGAGGUGGUCUAACACACGAGGACUCUCGAUCACGAACAUGCGCGUCAGGAGCGUCAACGCUAGCCUCGCACUCUCGUCCACGACGAAAGACGUAUCGUGGUCGACAACGGAGGAACCUUUAACGCUCGAAGAGGAGGACGCUAUAGUGACGCUUGUGGUGGUCGUGGUCGGCAUCAUCGUCGCUAUAGUCGUAUUAUUUUCGAUGGGCAUAUUCAUCGACUGCAAGCACCAAAAAAAGGACGCCCUGAUAAAGAAGAAGAAGCUCAAGCUGAGAAUGCCGCCGAUCUCUCGCAUAAAGAGAAGCAAAACGGACGACGUGAAGUCCUUAGCAGCUGGCAUGUGUCCGACUGGUGCCAGUGACUCUGGUUAUCGAACGAGUGCCAUAGUCUGACAUCCUCGCGUCGACUUUGUCAAGAACAAAAGCCAAGUAGCUGGUGGUUUCCAUCGAACUUCUUCGUCACGAAACGCUAUUUAUUCCAACGAUAAGUGAAUAAUCGGUGGCGAUAGUCUCGGUUCAGGAGCGGACAAUCACGCUUGGGUUAUGUCGCGAUGAAAUACUCGCGAAUCAUGCCGCCAUUUGUCGCGAAGAAGUUCUUCGAGCAGACGUUAAUAUUACUCAACAAGGACAAUCUGCUCGUCGGAAAUAUAAAUGGACAUCCAAUUCAGUUUUAUCGCGAGCAAUUACCAACGUUUAGAGUUGUUUUAUGGGAUCGCUUUCAAAAUUUGCAAAAGUAAAGAUAAACAAAUAAGUGACAUAUUUAAGGGAGUCUCAAAGCAUGUAGGAAGAAGAGCUAUACCGGAAGAGCUAUAAAGUCGAAUCGUGUGUUUCAACUUUCGUUCAUGUACGACAAUAUGUAUUAGUUUGUUUAUAUUCACUUGUACAGGUUUUGAAUAACGACUCAAUGCAACAAGGCCAAGCGUUACGUAUGUUGUUUGCCAUGAAAAUUGAAUUGGUUGGUCGUUAUUUGUUAAUAUUAUCCCCCGUAACUGUGAUUUAUAUAUCGUUAUUUAUCUAUGGGUUAUUAGAACCUCUCGAUCGCAUCGAUCGUAUUCAGGGAACUCUCGAGAGUUUCGACGGCUCGAGAUCACGCGUUGCUCGAUGUUUGCUGAAAUCAGUGAGCAUCGUACGCGCGAGAUCAUUAUACGAUACGAAUUUACGAAUCACGUACGAGCGAGCGUGUAUACGUGUGUGGAAACGCGUGUUAAGGCAAGUGUGUUUCGUCGCGCCCAGGAGAAGAAGUUCCAUUCUUGUACACAGAGUUGGGCAAAAUUCUUAUCUAGACUAAUCCAAAUCUUAUCUAGAAGAAUCUUGAGUAACGAGAACAGAAUGAAUAAUUUAUCCAUCGUUCGUUGAAUUAAAUCUAGAAACUGAAAGAAUGAAAUAAUAUGUCACGGUGAACAAAUACAAAUUUUCUAAAAUUUCGUUUCUACAAGAUUGGAAACUGUACUUUUUGAUGUUAUUUUUACGAGUCCUAACCAGGUUUAUGAUUUUUUCAACACCUCACCUUCAGAAUUCAUUUCAUUACUGACGGUCAACGAUCGAAUAAA
Molecule: messenger RNA, 2182 nt
Organism: Hylaeus anthracinus
Lineage: Eukaryota; Metazoa; Arthropoda; Insecta; Hymenoptera; Colletidae
Exons: 3
Coding region: 297-1025 (242 amino acids)
Source: RefSeq, a predicted model, not a curated record